Saccoglossus kowalevskii is the source of this 1342-nucleotide messenger RNA. Its product is annotated as MAP kinase kinase 4-like protein. The record is from RefSeq and is marked provisional. NCBI's taxonomy places the organism in Eukaryota, Metazoa, Hemichordata, Enteropneusta, Harrimaniidae. Gene Ontology annotation, molecular function: JUN kinase kinase activity; ATP binding. Gene Ontology annotation, biological process: MAPK cascade; protein phosphorylation.
GGGAUAUUCCCGAUGUUGAUUCCCUAAAACUGAGCCCCCAAUUGAUUCCUUUCGACCGCAAAAUAUUGAAAUCCGGUGAGGAUCACUCUCACUAGAGGCCGUUCCCCGGAUUAUUGUGGCUCUCAAGCUGUUAUUGGACGUACAUUUGCACGCGAAAGCCCGUUUGUUAUCAGUAAACGUUGAGAUCGUUUGAAGCUCCGGGUGUCGACCUGCUGCAAAAAAUCAAGGGACAAUGGAUCAUUCCAGCCCGAGCACAGGGAAGAGACGGAAUUUAAAGUUGAAUUUCGACACAGUGAGAUUUACAGCAAAAUCACCCACAGAAUGCUUCACUGCAGGACACCCAACGCAAAUUGAGCGACUACGUUCUCACAGCUUGGAGCAAACUGGAAAACUCAACAUUUCUCCAGAGGAGAGCUAUGAAUUUACAGCAGAUGACCUAACUGACUAUGGUGAAAUUGGGCGUGGUGCUUUUGGCACAGUGAAUAAAAUGUUCCAUGAGAAAAGCGGGCAGGUGAUGGCAGUCAAACGUAUUAGGUCAACGGUGGAUGAGAAAGAACAGAAACAGUUAUUAAUGGAUCUAGAUGUUGUAAUGAGAAGUAGUGAUUGUCCAUAUAUUGUGCAGUUUUAUGGUGCUUUAUUUAAAGAGGGCGAUUGUUGGAUUUGUAUGGAACUCAUGGCUACAUCAUGUGACAAAUUUUAUAAAUUUGUAUAUAGUCAAAAUGAAACUAUACAUGAACAUAUUCUAGGCAAAAUUACUACUAGGACUCUUAAAGCACUUAAUUACCUCAAAGAAUCACUAAAAAUAAUCCACAGAGAUGUGAAACCAUCAAAUAUUCUUUUAGAUCGUGGCGGUAAUAUUAAACUGUGUGAUUUUGGUAUUAGUGGUCAGCUGGUGGAUUCUAUAGCUAAGACCAGGGAUGCAGGGUGUAGACCGUACAUGGCUCCAGAGAGGAUAGACCCGACAGCAUCCAAACAUGGUUAUGAUGUCAGGUCAGAUGUCUGGAGUUUAGGAAUUACACUGCUCGAACUUUCCACUGGUAAAUUUCCAUACAGAAAGUGGAACAGUGUGUUUGAUCAGCUCACAGAGGUUGUCAAGGGUGAUGCUCCUCAGCUUCCACAUUCAGAAAACUUUUCAGCCGAGUUUGUCAAUUUUGUUAAUAGUUGUUUAACAAAAGAUGAAACUUUGAGGCCAAAAUAUAAAGAUUUACUGAGGCAUUCGUUUAUCACGAUAUAUGAAGCUAAACAGGUGGAUGUAGCCAAUUAUAUAUGCGAUGUUUUAGAGAGAAUGCCAACCAGAGUACCAAUCAACGAUAAUUUGUAAAUACAUUAUCUAUACUACAAA